GACGCCCGGCGCCGACGUCGUUUUUAACGCGUCGACGAGCCGCGUGCUGUUAGUAAUCUCACCCAAUCCGAGAGACUCAUAAGUAUAUAUAAAAAAAAAAAAAAAAAAAAAAAAAAAAAACAGGGGGAAAAGGAAAACGGGAAAAGAGAGGAAGAAAAAAAGGAGGAUCGUUAGAAUAAUCAACCCUCUCUCUCUUUUGUCGCGGGGGGGGAGGGGAGGUACGCGUUGGCACAUCAUUAAGAUGCAACGGUGAAAAACGUAACUGGUCGUCUUCCGGGGUUGAACGACUAACCGCGUCUCCCGAAGGAAAAAAAGAAAAAGAAAAGAGAAAAAAAGAGCGAAACAUACCAAAUAAGAUACUACGAGGGUGGAAUAAGGGGGUGAGAAGGAAAUAGAGAAAGAGAGCAAGAAGGGAGAGGGAGAGGGAGAGAGAGAGAGAAAGAAAGAGAGAAAGAGAGAAAGAGAGAAAAAGAGAAAAAGAGAUAUGUUCGCUUCGCGGUGAGCACCACGCUUCGAUAUCUCGUCGCAUCGUGCGGUGAGGGGAAGGAUCAUAAUCUUUCGUUAUAAUUUCUUAGUGUCUUUAUAUUUUUUUCUUUUAUUUUCUUUUUGAAAUGGGUACAGCCGGUCGCGAUUUCGAGCGCGAUCGAGAAGACGGAUUGCACUGUCGGAUUUGUGCGUGCGACGUUACUGGAACCAACGGUAUCAACAUUUUCACCGAGGAUGGUAGACGGCACUACCUGCAGACCAAAAUACGCAAAUAUCUCUACAUCUUGGUAUCCUCUGAAGAUAAAUUAUCAAAGAUGGUUUGUUUAACGUGCAUCAAAAGAUUGGAAGGAGUACAUCGUUUUGCAAUGAUGGCAUAUUGUACACAAGAAAGAUUAAGGUUACAAUUAUAUGAAAAUUUGGACAAUAUAAAUUCUGUUCAAGAUAUGGAGGAACAAAGUUUAAAGGAUAUACAAGAAACUACUAAAAAAGUAGAAGAUAGAGGAUUAUUACAUUCAAUUCUUACAAAAGGUGCCAUAGAAAUUUUAGCAGAAGGCGAACCACUUGGACCAUCUGAAUUAUCCCAUCUAUCUGAAGAAGAAAAAAGUCAUACUCCAAGUAUGGAAGAAAUGGAAGUCAAAGUAGAUCCAAUGUUAUUUUUACAAUGCUGUAUGGAACAAUCGGCUUCAGAUAUAUCAGAUACAUCAGACCUUGAAGAAAGUGCGAUCAGAACUCAUUCUUCUGAAUUAUCGAGUUUAACAAACAAAGAGAUAGAAAUAGAAAAGCAGAAAACAAGGGAAUCUAGUGACAAUAAACUUAAUGAAGAAACUAAUGAAGAUAAUUUAAAUACAACAAAACAAUAUGAAUGUACGAUAUGUACACGAUCCUUCAUAUCAGAGAUUGGUUUAAGAAAUCAUUUAUGGUCACAUCUGCCAAGAGAAAGAUGCUUGGAUGGGAAAUCUGUUUUGAGAUCGCAACAAGUUCAUUCAACAAAUGGCGUGCUACAUACGAAUGUUGAUAACAAUUCCUCUGCUAACUUCGUUUGUCCAAUUUGUGGUAAAAAGAUUUCUACAAAAGGAAACUUGAAAGUACAUUUAGAAACUCACAGGCCUAAAGGAAAAUAUGGAUGCGAUAUAUGUGGCCGAAUUUUCAAAACACAAUCGAAUUUAUGCAGGCAUAAAGAAUAUCAUGGUGAAAUUAGAUUUCCAUGUAAUGUUUGUGGAAGAGUUUAUCCAACUAAUUCAACUCUUCGAGCUCAUAGUAUAACGCAUUCCGACUUAAGACCACAUGCCUGUCCUCUUUGUGAUAAAACAUUCAAAAGGAAUCAGGAUUUGAAAUUUCAUAUAAAUCAACAUACUGGUGCAAGGCCUUACCAAUGUCCUUAUUGUCCAAAAGCGUUUGCCAGUUCUGGUAAUUGUUUUUCACAUCGUAAAAGAAUGCAUCCUCGAGAAGUACAUAGAGAUAGGCAAAGGGCAGCAGAUUUAAUGAGAUGAGCUGUGAGUAACCAAAACGAAGAAUGGAGUUUUAGCUGAACACAGUAUUUGAUAGAAACAAUUUUAUAAACUUUUUUUAGCUGUAUUAUACAGAAAAAAAAGCUUUACUUUUGAGAUUAACGGUGCUAAUCCACAAAGUGAUGAUAGUUUUAUAUGUUUUUAUUUUUUUUAAUUUUGAAAUUUAAUAUACUAUUGUUAAUAAUGUUGAUAAUGUUGAUAAUAUACUUUAUUGCUCAGAAAAUAUGUAUUCUUGUUUGUUGUAACAGAAUAUCAUAAGCAUACACAAUUAUCAUUGAUAAAAACAAAAAUACUUCCAAUAGUCAUAAUUAAUUUUGAUUACUAAAUGCACAAGUAGGUUUGAAAUUUC
Molecule: messenger RNA, 2343 nt
Organism: Vespa mandarinia (Asian giant hornet)
Lineage: Eukaryota; Metazoa; Arthropoda; Insecta; Hymenoptera; Vespidae
Biological process (GO): regulation of DNA-templated transcription
Cellular component (GO): nucleus
Molecular function (GO): DNA-binding transcription factor activity, RNA polymerase II-specific; zinc ion binding; RNA polymerase II cis-regulatory region sequence-specific DNA binding
Source: RefSeq, a predicted model, not a curated record